AUGUUGACAGGAAGACUUGGAGAAACACACCUUGUCCAGAGUCCAUUGUAUGCAUCACCAUUUCCACAGUCGGACCGUGGACUUGGUACAUUCCCAAACGUUCCGCCGGCAUCGUCAGUGAGUCUCGCCACUCUUAGCACCACACAACAACUCGUCAAAGAGACAAGUGAAGCCGAUCCUUUGACCAAUUAUCCGUCUGCUCUCUCGCUGGUUCACCUAUUUCACUCGACCCCUGCCACUCCGUUUGUGCCCCACGAGGCGUUAUUUCCCAAACUCUGCCUCUGGGAGACCAACUUUUGGUUAAGGACUCCGACUAAUCGUCAUGGUCAAGUCUUUGCUUCCUGUACCACGUUUAUGGUCAGACAGGACUACAGUCAGCCAACUAGCUCCAGUCUACGCCGCGUCUAUCCCGUUUCUAUCCAUACAACCAAUCGUCUUCUUUUUGCUGAUCUUUCUGUUGCCUGGUCUUCGCUGAUCCUGCUUUCUUCAAGUCUUCUGUUCCUUAGAUUUAUCUUGAUCCGUACAUCGACAGCCUCUCGGAUCUUGCGUGUUCUCGUAUUUCCACCAAAUGCAGCCAACCUUUCUGACGAUUUCCAGUCAAUUUCGUGUCCCGUUCGUGCAAUGUGUCCGGCUAUUUCGUAUCCUUCCGUAUCCAUGCUCCUGCAUAGUCUUUGA
This is a messenger RNA of Protopolystoma xenopodis, 675 nucleotides long. Lineage: Eukaryota; Metazoa; Platyhelminthes; Monogenea; Polystomatidea; Polystomatidae. The record is from the annotation of a GenBank genome assembly.